Molecule: messenger RNA, 2970 nt
Organism: Capsicum annuum
Lineage: Eukaryota; Viridiplantae; Streptophyta; Magnoliopsida; Solanales; Solanaceae
Exons: 3
Coding region: 437-2275 (612 amino acids)
Source: RefSeq, a predicted model, not a curated record
GAGUCAGUCAUAGGAAUUGUCAAUGUUAGUAUUAAAUUUCAGUGGACCUACUAUCCCAAAAGUCCGACAAUCCCACCAGCCCUUUCCCCUGUUUCAAACUUUCUUAAUUGCUUAUAGAGUAAUUCAAAUAUAGACACCUAUUACCUUCUGUACACCCAUGUGAGUUUACAUGUUAUUCCUUAAAUCAUAUAAGUAUGUAAUGUUGUUCGAAUUUCUAAGUGUGUAUUUUGCAUGUUCAUUGCUACUAUUUCUGCGACUGACCAUAGAAUGAGGACUCUGAGCUUCAUAUUAGUACAAUCGUACAAACUGAAAUUGUGUUGGAUGUUUUCUUGUUGAAUAAUAGGAAGAUCAGAGAUGGGACUGCUAGUUCAAUUGAUUGUCAGUUGACUAAUAUGAUCACAACCUGAAUCACCGUCGGAAGAAAACAAGAACUCCGAUGGCCGGAGGUCGGAGGAGGGUGAAGGGUGAAAGUGGAUCAGCCUCAGCCAGUCAUAUUUUGGUGAGCAAGGUUCAGGGAAAAUGCAAUGAUCCUUUGAUGGAAAUGGAAUAUUGCAGAGGAUUUGAGCGUUUUAAUGGUGGGGAAAAGAUGGGUGUCUCUGCUCGAAAGCUCGCCGCUGGUCUGUGGCAUUUGGCGGCGGAGUUCGCCUCCGAUGAUGGUGGUGGCGGCAUGAAGCGGCUACAGUGUGGUUCGAUUCACCCUCUCCCUUCUUGGAUACCAAUUCCUAAAUCUGCGUCUGAGGGAGCUACAAAGUGGGAUCCUGGCCGCUACAAAAUGUCCAGUGAAAUUGAUCAUCCCAAUGGCCUCGUAAAGCUUUAUAAAGAUCAACAUACUGCAACUACCUCACUUGCUCCUGCUUUACAAGUUGAACUAGUAAGAGCAAGAAUUUGCAUUGAAGAGCUAGAAUCUGAAAGGAGGCGUCUUGGGAAGAAAUUCAAACACUUUGUGAGGAAUCUGAAUGAAGAAAGAACCUCGUGGAUGAGAAAAGAAUGUCAGAAGAUGCACGCUGUAGUUGAUGGCUUAAAAGAUGAUUUGAGAAGAGAAAGAAGAAACUGUAAACAGUUGGAUAUUAUUAAUUCCAAAUUACUGGUUGGUCUAGCUGAUUCGAAGUUAUCCUCCAGACAAUAUAUGCAUGAUUAUGAGAGAGAGAGAAAAUCUAGAGAGUCGCUGGAGGAUGUGUGCAGUGAGCUAGUCAAGGAGAUUGAAGAAAAUAGAGCUGAAAUUGAAGCAUUGAGGAGUGAAAGAGCCAGACUUGAUGAGGAAGUGGAAGAAGAGAGAAAAAUGCUUCAAUUGGCUGAGGUUUGGCGCGAAGAACGGGUUCAAAUGAAGCUGAUUGAUGCAAAGCUACUUUUAGAAGAAAAAUAUUGCCUGAUGAGUGAUCUUAUAUCAGAAUUUCAGAGCUUUAUGAGAUCUAAUAAUGAAAUUGUGGACAUGACUGACUUAGUUGAAGUGCAAGUGGUCAAGCAUGUUUUUGACUCGUUGAACAUCCAAGAAAUAAAGGAGUUCUCUUCUAGCUCCCCAAUAUCAAAUGGCAUAUAUACACCAAACGAGGGUUCUGUUAUUUUUGAAGCUAAGAAAUUGGAAACUAAUGAAUGUGUUGGUUAUAACAAUCCUUGCCAUUCCUCUGCAAUCUUAAUUGCUGGUACUGAGAGUAGAAAUGGUGCUAUGAACACCAGCAGUGAAUGUCUGAAUGUCUUUCUUGAUCACGACGAGAGUUGGAAAGAUGCAAGUGGUAGGAAAACAGUGACCCAAGCUGAAGAUCACUUUUCAAAUUACACUGAUGGUGAAACUGAGCAUUCUGCCAAUGGUAUUGAUCGAGGCAGAUAUCUUUUAUGUGGCAAAGUGAAUCAUGAGCAGACCACUGGUCAAUCGGGUCCUCUGGAUUUUGAGACCAGUGAAAUCUCCCCGGUAUUGCCAAAGAAAUCAAAGAAGAAAGGAUCCUCUUUUCGCAAGCUUUGGAGAUCAUCACUCUCAAAUGAUGAUUUGUGCAAGACAAUAUCACUUGAUGACAGUGGAAAACUUUCAAAUGGAUCAAUACCUAACGUGGAUGUUAUUUUGUCCGAGAAUGUACCAGCUGAAAGAGCACUAGACUACCAAGAUUUUGUGAGUCAUUGCUGCUCAGGUGGUCCAAGAAAUCCACAUACCGCUCGAGCCAUGAAAGGAUGUAUUGAAUGGACACGUGGAAUCCCGAAGCAUGGCUUGAAGUCCAAGCUCUUGGAAGCAAGAAUUGAAAGCCAAAAAUUGCAAUUGUGCAAUGUGCUUAAACACUUCAAUUAGGUGGGGAAUGGCUUCAGUUUACUGCUUUAGGUGACACCCAUGCCCCAGACUUUCGUGUCUCAGAUUCCUUGAAUCAAUCCAGGUAGGACACUCUUCAGUAACUUACUGUGGAAUUUCAGAGUCAGCAAAAUUUUUUUUUUUGCACAGCAACUAGAGGACUUUUCCUUAUCCACCCCUUCAAACCUCUUUAUCACCAAACCGCUUAAUUCACAGAUAACUGGGCUUUCUGGACUAGUCAAAGCAGAUCCAAGAUUGUUAGUUGAUACUACUUAUUAUUGUUACUAUUGGAAAAUUUUCUUCAGUGUCGACUUGACAUUAACUUGAAUAUUUCGAAGUGCCAAACAAACCUAUAGUUUUGGUGGACAUGAUUUGGGCCUCAUGUAUGUUGGGCCCGAAUCCAUGGUGGAUAUGAAUUGUUCUGAAUCAAAGAGCCGGUGCUGGGAUGGCUCAUUAAGUCAUAGUCGUUUGGUAGAGUGUAUUGAAAAAACUAAUACAUACAUUAAUUAAUGUGUAUUAUCAGUACCUCGUUUGGUUCACUUUUUAGUUGAUGUAUAAUUAAUGCUUGUAUUAGUUAUACACUCUAUUGUGUAUUGAGAUGUGUAUUAGUAAUACACACCAUUUCCAUGUAUUAGUAAUACAAAGGCUUUGAAUACAUGUAUUAACUUGUUAAAUGUCAAAUUUGCCCCUUUCUUUUA